Danaus chrysippus (African queen) is the source of this 228-nucleotide messenger RNA. Lineage: Eukaryota; Metazoa; Arthropoda; Insecta; Lepidoptera; Nymphalidae. The record is from the annotation of a GenBank genome assembly.
AUGUUGCAGCGGCGGCGAAGUGCGAGCGUGGCGCCUGGUCAACGAGCCCUGAACGACACAGUUCGGGUCGUGUUCGUGUGUGGGUCGUCCGCAGCAGGUGACGGUCGGUGGGGGCGUCCUCCGCGCCGCCCUCCCCCGCACGCCGCGCCUGGCGGUGACGUCACACGUGGACCACCUCGGAUGACGUCACACGGCCACGGACCACCAGUGACGUCACCAUCAAGUUAA